UGGUAAUUCUAUUGAUGUAGUAAAAUACACACCUGAUUUGGAAGGCCUGACUUCAGUCUGUCGUCGUCAGCCGAGUACGAAGAUAGACCGCUCAUUCGCAGUCAACCAACAUGUUGAUGCUCCCAAGAGCUGAUUCGCCAGGUGGGGAGUUUGUGUACUCCGAGACGAAUGCCGCGACGGUGUAUAUUCCCGUGGCCGUCUUCCUAGCCGUCUGCCCUAUCAUCGUUUUCACAAGAAUCUGGGCUCGAAUAGGAACCGGAGGAAAGUUGGGCGCGGAUGAUUAUACGAUUCUGCUAUCUCUCGCAUUUGCGCUGGUCUCGGGUGCAAUAAUGCUCGCAGCCUGUCACUUCGGCUAUGGUAGACACGCCGCUACCUUGUCGCCGGAUGACAAGUACCAGGCCUUCAAGUAUUUCUACCUGUGCCAGGUAACAUACAAAGCCAGCAUCAACUCAACCAAGGCGUCCAUUUUAUUGUUGUACCUCAGGAUAUUCGGCCCCACCAAAUGGCUUAGAUGGGCGUGCCGCUUUAUGUUAAUGAUCAUAGUCAUGUAUUGCAUUGCAUCUGUCACAGCCACUAUUUUCCAAUGCACCCCCGUUACGAAGGCUUUCAACAAGUCUAUGAAGGGCACAUGUAUUAAUAAUGGAAAAUUCUGGUAUGCUAACGCCGGCUUCUCUAUUACAACCGACGUCAUUAUCCUGACACUCCCGAUGCCACUUGUCUAUGCGUUGCAAGUUCCCAGGGUUCAAAAGGCCGCACUGAUCAUGGUUUUCGCUCUCGGAGCCUUCGUGGUGAUCACUUCCUGCUUGAGAGUUACAACUAUUGACCUCCAGGCUACGAGUCCCGAUCCGCUUUACGAUAUAGCAUCUACAAUGUGGACUAUCAUUGAGAUGAACGUCGCUAUCGUUUGUGCCUGCCUUCCUCAAAUUCGACCACUAAUAGUCAAAUGGUUCCCGAGGCUGAUGCCAUCACAUUACGUCAACUCGAGAGAACGGUCCGACAAGAGAAGUGCUUACACCGCCAGUAACCUCUCAAAGCUUAAUACGGGUAGCAACAACAGAAAUUACUGGGGACCGGAACAAGGCAAUUGGACGCGGAUGAAUAGUGCUGGUACUGGGCAAGACAGCACCAAUCAAACCAGCGAACCCAGCCCAGAAGAGUACGCACUGGAGGAUGACAAGGGACUACAGAUACAAAAGACAGUGCAAUAUACGGUCGAGUAUCUUCCAGAAAGGAAAUCCGAGAUGCGCUCCGGGCCGACAACCGCAUGAACGAGGGUACGGGAUUGGAGUUAGCUGCAAAAAGGCCGUGGAAUGUGGUAUACCUAGGACGGUGUGAUGUACGGUAUGAUCUUCUUACGACGUUGGUGAAAAAGGGGCCUAUAAUUCAGCUGGAUCUGGUGAAUUUGAAGUGGGUUGAUAGGUAAACAAAGUACCUCGGCAGCCUCGGUACAAUUCUCCAGACGUAACUAGCCUAUGCCGCUGAGUAAACUAGCAAUAUUUUCGCUGUAUCCUUAAAUGUAGUGCUGUUCCAGGCCAUGGCACUUGGUCAUCUUUUUAGGUAGCUAGAAAUCCAAGCUUCCUACUAGCCUACCCCUUUGUGCCCGUUCGGUUUCGCAUCCACUAUAAGCUGCAAACCCGGCCACAAGCAAUAAUUAGGGAAUUAAAGUAAU
Molecule: messenger RNA, 1669 nt
Organism: Hypoxylon fragiforme
Lineage: Eukaryota; Fungi; Ascomycota; Sordariomycetes; Xylariales; Hypoxylaceae
Exons: 4
Coding region: 111-1268 (385 amino acids)
Source: RefSeq, a predicted model, not a curated record